UAUGGAACUUGAAAGAGGCUCUUUGCCUAAAGAUCUUAUUUCUGAACCCAGUCCUUCUUUACCUAAAGAUUUCCCUUCUGAGCUCAUUCCUAAAAAUAUCUGUGAAGUGGAAUUCUUUGAUCUUAUAAGAUGUACAUACUAAGAUGGUUCAUAAAUGACUUGUCCAAAAGAAUUUAAAAAAUUCUUAGAAUGUAAACGAGAAAGAGAUCUAAAGUUAUUUAAUGCUUUGUAAAAAUGGGAAAUCUAAAGAGUUAAAGAUCACAAUCCAGCGAUGUAGUAAAUGUACAAACAAGGUCUGCAAAAUAAAAUAAACAGAUUGACUGAAGCAGUUUCUGUGAUGCCUACAAAUUUCUGGUACCUUCAUAAAAGACAGCGUUAUGAAACAGACAUUGAAUAAUUACAAUGGAGAUUGUUUAAUUUGAAUAAAUAUGUAUGAUAAUCCCCCUGAAUAUGUGAAAAUUCCUCCCUUUCGAUUUGUUAAGCCAUACCAACAUGUUUAUAAGACUAAUGUCAAAUCACGUUGGUUAG
This is a messenger RNA of Paramecium primaurelia, 528 nucleotides long. The record is from the annotation of a GenBank genome assembly. NCBI's taxonomy places the organism in Eukaryota, Ciliophora, Oligohymenophorea, Peniculida, Parameciidae.